Dromaius novaehollandiae (emu) is the source of this 5524-nucleotide messenger RNA. RefSeq names its product angiotensin converting enzyme 2 (gene ACE2). The record is from RefSeq and is a predicted model, not a curated record. The transcript is spliced from 18 exons. Gene Ontology annotation, cellular component: plasma membrane. Bases 154 to 2568 code for a protein of 804 amino acids. NCBI's taxonomy places the organism in Eukaryota, Metazoa, Chordata, Aves, Casuariiformes, Dromaiidae. Gene Ontology annotation, molecular function: peptidyl-dipeptidase activity; metallopeptidase activity. Gene Ontology annotation, biological process: proteolysis.
ACAAUGAAUAAAACCUAUAAAAGGCUUGGCAAAUUGGAUUCAGCCUCUUUUCUUCACACAAGACAUGCAUAAAAGCUGAUGAGACGGAACCUGAUAAAGAAGUGUACCUGAAGAAAUCUACUUUGUUGGGAGGUUCUCAGCCCAGAUAAAAAUAUGUUGGUCCGCAUCUGGCUUCUCUGCAGUCUGAGUAUUGUUGUUACCCCACAGAAUGUCACAGAACAAGCCCAAAUAUUUCUGACUGAGUUUAAUAUAAAAGCAGAAGAUAUCAGCUAUGAAAGCUCCCUUGCCUCAUGGAACUACAAUACCAACAUUACUGAAGAGACAUCCAUGAAGAUGAACGAGGCGGAUGCCAAGUGGUCUGCAUUUUAUGAUGAAGCCUCCAGGAAUGCCAGCAAUUUCCCAUUAGCUAACAUUACAGAUGAUCUCAUCAGACUCCAAAUUCAAUCUCUCCAGGACAGAGGAUCAUCUGUGCUAUCAUCAGAAAAAUAUACCAGACUGAGCACUGUAUUAAAUACAAUGAGUACCAUCUACAGUACUGGGACUGUCUGUAAACCUAGUGAUCCAUUUAACUGUUUGGUGCUGGAACCAGGUCUGGAUGCUAUUAUGGCUGACAGCACUGAUUAUCAUGAGAGACUGUGGGCUUGGGAAGGCUGGAGAGCUGAUGUUGGCAGGCUGAUGAGACCAUUAUAUGAAGAGUAUGUUGAUCUUAAAAAUGAGGCUGCAAAGCUUAAUGGUUAUUCUGACUAUGGAGAUUACUGGAGAGCAAAUUAUGAAGCAGAUUAUCCAGAGGCGUAUAAAUACAGCCGUGACCAGCUGAUUGAAGAUGUGGAAAAGACAUUCGAGCAGAUAAAACCUUUAUACGAGCAGCUGCAUGCCUAUGUGAGGCACAGGCUGGAGCAGUUCUAUGGCCCAGAACUCAUCAGCUCAACAGGAUGCAUCCCUGCUCAUCUGCUCGGUGACAUGUGGGGUAGAUUUUGGACAAAUCUGUAUGCCUUGACUGUUCCCUAUCCAGCCAAACCAAAUAUUGAUGUAACUUCUGCAAUGGUUGAAAAUAACUGGGAUGUCCUCAAAAUAUUCAAAACCGCUGAGGCCUUCUUUGCCUCUGUUGGGCUCUACAAUAUGACCGAGGGCUUCUGGAAUAACUCCAUGCUCACAGAGCCGACUGAUAACAGGAAGGUUGUUUGCCAUCCUACAGCAUGGGAUAUGGGGAAAGAGGACUACAGGAUCAAGAUGUGCACCAAAGUGACUAUGGACGACUUCCUGACGGCGCAUCAUGAGAUGGGCCACAUCGAGUAUGACAUGGCAUACUCUCACCUGCCUUACUUGCUGAGAAGUGGGGCGAACGAGGGAUUCCAUGAAGCCGUUGGCGAAAUCAUGUCACUCUCUGCAGCUACGCCUCAGCAUUUGAAAUCUCUUGGCCUCUUAGAGCCAACUUUCCAAGAGGAUGCAGAAACUGAAAUCAACUUUCUGCUCAAGCAAGCCCUAACGAUUGUUGGAACAAUGCCUUUUACCUACAUGCUGGAGAAAUGGAGGUGGAUGAUGUUUAACGGUAAAAUUACAAAGCAGGAAUGGAUGAAGCGGUGGUGGGAGAUGAAGAGAGAAAUAGUUGGUGUGGUCGAGCCAGUCCUUCAUGAUGAAACCUACUGUGACCCUGCAGCACUGUUUCACGUGGCCAACGAUUACUCCUUCAUAAGAUAUUACACCCGGACCAUUUAUCAGUUCCAGUUUCAGGAAGCACUUUGCAAGGCAGCUGAACAUACUGGCCCUCUUCACACAUGUGACAUUACCAAUUCCACAGCAGCUGGUCAGAAUUUGAGACAAAUGCUUGAAUUAGGCAGAUCCAAGCCCUGGACUCAAGCACUAGAAAGCAUAACAGGAGAGAAGUAUAUGAAUGCAACGCCCUUGCUCAACUACUUUGAGCCUUUAUUUAAUUGGCUGCAAAAAAACAAUUCUGGCAGAUCUGUUGGUUGGAAUACAGCCUGGACUCCAUAUUCUGACAACGCCAUCAAAGCACGCAUCAGCCUGAAAGCAGCACUGGGGGACGAGUCGUAUGACUGGAAUACAAGUGAGCUCUUCUUGUUCAAGUCAUCCAUUGCCUAUGCUAUGAGAAAAUAUUUCUCAGAGGUGAAGCAUGAAGAAGUUGACUUCCAGAUUGCAGACAUCCAUGUUGGGGAGGAGACACAAAGGAUCUCCUUCUACUUUACUGUCAGUAUGCCAGGUAAUGUCAGUGACGUUGUUCCCAGAGCUGAUGUGGAGAGUGCCAUCAGGAUGUCUCGGGGACGGAUCAGUGAGGCUUUCAAACUGGACGAUACCACGCUGGAGUUUGUGGGCAUACUUCCAACCCUGGCCACACCUUAUGAACCACCAGUCACUGUCUGGUUAAUUAUAUUUGGAGUGGUCAUUAGCCUGGUUGUCAUUGGAGUUGUUGUCUUGAUCAUCACUGGACAGAGAGAUCGAAGAAAGAGGCAGAGAGAAAAAGCAAGUGAAGCAAGAUCAAAGUUCUCAGUGAACCCCUACCAUGAAGAGGGCGAAAACAACCUGGGUUUUGAACUAUCAGAACAGACCUAGACAACAUUUUAGAAGAUGUGUGCAUGGACUAAGGAUUUCUCUUUUUUUUCAUUUCACUUUUAAUAAUGGUGCCUAGCAAGGACCAAAACAAUAAUAGAUGUCAUCAAACAUGAUGGGUUCUGGUAGGUUAUCAAUCUACUCAUUCACAGGCAACAACAACUUGGUGUCAUUUGCUGUUUGUGUUAACAAGAUAAUGUACAAAAAUGCAAGACAUACAUACCCUGUGGCUUUUCUAUGAAUUAUGCAUAUCAUAACACAUACUGCUUGUGCUGCUCUUCAUAAACCUGCUAUAUCCAAUUUCUCUUUUUUUCCUCUGUAAUGAGGGACAAAAUCUUGGAAGUAUAAAGUUGAAUUUAGAUCAAGACAGGUGUAAAAAUAACUCACAUACUCCUGAUGCCCAUGAGGAACAUCUUCAUCUUUCUGGAUGGAGAGCUUAAAACUGUAUCUAAUAGAAAAAAACCUGACCACUGGAAAAACCUUUGUGAAGAACUCUAUUUGAUAGGAAGUAACUGCAAUUUUUUGCACUUUCAGGAAAUCUGAAUCCAUCCAAAAUGAGUACUGAAUGAAGACAAAAAAGCACUGGAACUCUGUUAGAAAUUUGUAACAUAAGUUAUUUUUCCAACUGGUUGCUUGAUAAGUUUUUAAGUCCACAGAUUAGUUUUUGAUAUAAUUUUAUUGAAUAGUGUAGGGGAGUUUAUUUUUUUAUAUGUGUGUGUGCCAGUGGGUUUGCGCAUGUGUAUAUACAUACACAUAAAGAGAAGGAAAACACACCAAGAGCUGGCUAGAAAACAAGAGUUCUGUUUCAUGGAAAAAAUUGAACAUUUCAGCAUUUUGCACUGCUACAAGGUUCAGAGAUCUCAAAAACCCGGAACAAAGCAAAUCAAGAAAAAAGAUCCUUUCUUCUCCUUCCCCUUGCCCCAAAUGACUGCUUCUAGUUAGUCAAAUACUACAGAGGAUUCAUCUUACCUAAGUAUGAUGUCAUGUCAUUUUCACUUGUCCUAGAGUCUCCUUUUGAUAUCUUUGCACCCAAUACCAUUGUCCUGCAUCUGCCUCUAGUCUUUGCUCUCCUCAGCCAAUACAUUUUAUGCAAACUCUCAGGACUGUAGCAUGCACUUCAUGCUAAAAAUUCACAAAGCAAUGUGACAAUUUACAAGAAAGGCCAAUUGCAAAUUGGCAAUCUCAGCACCUCCCUGUAAUCAGCCAUAAAAUGUUCUUAGUGUUAAAUGUAAAAGCUCCAAGUCAUGGAAAAGCUAAGUAUAACAUUUAAUGUUGUCACUAAUGUGGACUCUUUCUGCCAUGCAAUGAGAUCCUGAAAAAGGUCUAGCCCUCCCUCUGCUACGUGUUGUCAGUGCAGAAGGCAUAAAGACAUACAGAAUGUCCUUUGACACAACAUAAAAUGGGGUUACCACACCGUAGGGAAACCAAUGAUCAGUGCCCAUGUGAAGUCCUGCCCAUUGGGAACAAAACCUUGUACUCUACAAAACAGAAAGAUUGCAGAGCAUCUUAACAAGCAAAGGCAGGUGGAAAAGAUACACAGUCUGAUGUUUGUCUGCUUCUGCACUUCAAAAUUCUGAUACAAGCAUUGGCCAAAUCAGUUUUGCUGUGUUCCUCUCUACUUCAUUCUGACAGACUCAAGCAGCUGGCGUUGGCUUGGCAUGCUCUGGCUUUUCAUCCAAGGUAUUAACUAAGACAUCAGACCUUGUCAUGUGGAGAAGUCACUGUCACAACUACUAUCCACCUUGGGGUGGAAUUUAGAUACCUAAGCAUAGACAUCUAGUACCACUUUAGAUGCUCUAAUAUAUCCUGCCCAAUCUCCAGCUGCUCUUGGAGUGGUGGCAGUGGAAGGUACAGGUGUGCUGAUGUGACAAAUGGCAGAGCUUCAGUCUAGGGGGAUAUGCAUAAACUUGAGGACUGGGCCAAUUAAAAAGAAAAAAACCUCACGAAGCUCAAAAAAGAGAAGUGCAAACUUCGGCAUUUGGAGUGGAAUAACCCCAUGCACUGGUACAGGCUGGGAACAAAGUGGCUGAGCAGCAGCCUUGCUGAAAAGGCCUUGGGAGUUAUGAAGGACACCAGACUGAAUAUGAGCCAACCACACAUUCUUACCAUGAGUGAAAGAAAACCACAAACUGGGAUUGAUUAGGAGGAGCACAGCCAGCUGAUCAAGGGAAGUCCUUAUCUUUCUCUACUUGGUACUGGUGAGACCACACCUGGAACAAUAUUUUGGGAUCCCAGUUUAAGAGGGAUGUGGAGAAACUGGGGCAUUUGCACAGAGGGCCCCCAAAGAUGGUUAAGGACCUACAGCACAUGAUCUAUGAAGAGACACUGAGGAAGCAGGCCUGCUUGAGUCAGAUGAAGAGGAGGCUAGGGAGGAAUCUAGCAGCUGCCUACAACUACUUGAAUUCGGCUCAGUCUUCUUUGUUGUUGUUCUUCUCUGUAGUGCCAGUCUAUAUAACAGGGGGUACUGGAUUGAAGCUUGGAUGUUCAGGUUAGACCUGAAGAGGUAGUUUCCCUAGGUAGUGCAGCACUGGAGCAGGCUGCCUGUUCCAGGCUGUGAGAGUGGCUGUAGGAUCUCCAGCCUUGGAAGUUUUCAGAACUCAGCUAGGCAAAGGCAUGGCUGAUUGAGUGUGGAGAUAGUCCCACUCUGAGCAGAAGGUUAGACUAGAUGACCUCCAGAGAUCCCUUCUAAACAGCAUUUCUAUCAUUCUGAGUCUUAUAGGUCCCAUGCUGUGCCUGUGACCAUGCCAGUACAGAUGUUCUGUACACAACAGGGUCAUUGAAAGCCACGAGGUGUCUACUCAAUCCCACUCCUCUAGACAAAGAACCAGUAGCAAACAAAGGGCUAAGGCUUGCGUGAAGAAGGUUCACCAAAUGCAUGAUGCCUUCUUAAACUUAUGUGUGUUCAAAACUGUGACAGAAAUUGGAGAAAGCAGUCCAAUAUAUGGCUGAAAACAUGCAA